AUGACAAUUAGAACUAGUGGUGGUAACAGCAGCAAUAACAUCAACUCUACCGGUGGUGUUGUAAACAAGAUUUUAGAAUCAAAGUUAUGUUAUGUAGAUGGUGGAGGUGUAACAUUAAAAGAUAAAAAAGUAGUUCAAGAGUUAAUCAUUAAAUAUGGUGGUUCCAUCACUACUUUAUUAAAUCAAAAAGUAUUAUUAUCAAAAGAUAAUAAUAAUAAUAAUGAUAACCAACAAGAAGGAGAAGAAGAGAAUGAUGAUGGUAAUGAAUUAUUAGAUGUAGAUGAAGAUGGUAAUCAAUUGGAAAAGACACCAAGAAAGAAAAAGAAUAUGUUUUUGGAUGAUUUAUCAUUCAAUAUUAGAAAGGCAUUAAAGUUUAAUAUACCAGUGGUCACUAAACAAUAUGUAGAGGAUUCUGCUCAAUUUGGAUCUUUACUAUCACCUGAUGAAUAUGCAUUGGCAUCACUGUACAACAUUAAUGAACAUCACUUUCAAUCAUUGGAUUUUGGAAAUCUUUUGGACGACGGCAAUGGUGCAACUGCUGCUGGUGGUGCUACGGCUGGAGAUAAAUUCUCACAAUUAAAGAGACAUGUAUACAAGUCAAUUGCUGGAGAUACACCAACCUUUCCAGAAGACAAGUAUCAUGUUGUUAAAUACAGUUUGUUGACCAAUGGAGGUACAAAGGAAUUUGCUUGCAUUGAAGUGCAUGCUGCCGGUGGAACAUUGUCACUCAUACAAAUUGGUGAUGUCAAUACUGUCGUAUCUAAUGAAAGAGAUACGAAUGAUCAGUCGUAUUACCGUGUAUUCCUCCACCAAGGUCGUACUACUGAUAUUGUUGGUACUUCUAAAAAGGAGUGGAUCAGUGCCAGUUCGAUUGCCGACGCACUCUCUAUCUACAACUAUUUAGUCGUUCAAUAUUCGGUCACUAAACCAGGAUACCAAAAACAAACAAUGAUGACAUUGUCUGUAGGUUCUGAUAAACUAACUGCACAGAAUCCAUUGCAACAAUCGUCGACAUCACUACUUCAACCAGAGAUACAACAAUUGGUUGGUACAUUGUAUAAUGAAGCUAUUGCAAGUUUGGAAGACAAGAUGGAUGCCAAAUCAAAGGGUAAACUAUCACUCACUCCAGAGGGUUCACUUCAAACGCCACUGGGAACAGUGUCAUUGCCACAAGUUGAAAAGGCAGAGUUGGUACUCACCCAAAUUGCCACUGCACUUGAAUCAGGAACACCUACCUCUGACCCAGUUGUAACCAAACUCUAUCAAGAGUUGUAUGGUCAUAUUCCACAAGCUCGAUCAUCACCUGAAUCAUCUCUUGGUGACAUUCAAGAUAUGGUACAAUUGAUGAAAGAUCUUUUAAAUGUUGGUGAAUCACUAGGUGUCUCUAAUGCCACCUCAAAUCCAAUCGAUACUAGAUACCGUGCCAUGAGAUGUAAUAUCUCUCGUAUUGACUCUACUUCAAAAGAUUUUAAAAAGUUAUCAUCCCAAGUUAAUUUAAAUCCAAAUCAUAAAAUGAAUAUUAAAAAUAUAUUUAAAAUUGAAAGAAGAGAUGAAGAGAAUUUAACAUUUAAAGUUCAAAAUGUAAAGACAUUGUAUCAUGGUAGUAGAACAAGUAAUAUUUUAGGUAUUUUGUCUCGUGGUUUGUUGACACCAAAGUUGUCGGGAUCGGUAGCAGGUGCAAAGAGACGUGAUGCAGGUUAUUUGGGUGCUGGUAUUUAUUUUGGAACCAAUGCAAAUACUAGUUAUCAAUAUUGUGAUACUCCUGUCAUUGCAUCACCAAAUAGAUUCAUGUUGAUGUGUCGUGUCGCAUUGGGAAGCACAAAGAAAUAUACAAGUCAUCAAACACAGCUUGUCGAACCACCACGUGGUUUCAACAGUGUCCAAGGUGUCGCCAAGAAUGACAAUAACAACUCUCAAUUUUCAGACGAUGAAAUGGUCAUUUUCGAUCCAAAGCAACAAACAUUGCAAUAUCUAAUCGAAUUUGAACCACAAGACAAAUCUUUAAAGCCAAUACCUCAAUCAACUCUAAAGAUUGAAGAAAAGCCUGUCAUCCCAUCUGUUAUUGAUAGUGAUGUUGUUUCAUCUACUGUUCCACCAAAAUCAAAACAAGAAGAGGAACAAGAAGAGGCAAAAGAGUCUGGUUUGAUUGGUGGAGGUGUUCAGAUUCCACUAAAGGCUGUUCAUGUAAGAGCCAAGUUAUUGGAUCUCAUUGGAGAGGUUACCAUCUACCAACACUACAAGAAUACCUCAUCCAAACCAAUAGAAGCCAAGUAUGUAUUCCCAUUGGAUGAAAUGGGAGCUGUAUGUGGUUUUGAAGCAUACAUCAAUGGUAAACAUAUUAUUGGAGAGGUAAAGGAAAAGGAAAAGGCUCACAAGGAAUAUCGCCAAGCUAUUGCCGAAGGUCAUGGAGCUUAUCUAAUGGACGAAGAGAAACCAGAUGUGUUUACAGUCAGCGUUGGUAACUUGCCAGCCAAUGCAGAGGUACUCAUCAAGAUAACCUAUGUCACUGAGCUGAGUGUCGACGGUCUCGACAUUUCAUUUGUUCUACCUGCCAGUAUUGCACCUGCUCAGAGACAACUAUCGGGUGCUCAAUUCACCCAAGCCACCACUUCUACCGUCCAAGUAUCCGAUGAUUCACAAGCCAAUCUAUCGGUUCAAGUAGGUCUUGAAAUGCCAUACAACAUUGUAAAGAUUGUGUCACCAUCACAUCCCAUUCGAUUCAAAAAGACACAUACCAAAGCAACGGUAGAACUAACAAGAGACAGUAAGGCAACCGACACUCUAUCACUUGGUAAAAACUUCCAAUUGUUGAUUGGUCUGGAGGAUGUAUAUUCUCCACGUAUGUGGGUAGAGGUUGACAGUAAAGGACAUCAUGCUUCCAUGUUGGCUUUCUAUCCAAAGUUGGAUUUGGAUACUGGUAUUGCUGAUGCAGAUUCAACUCCACCAACCGACAUCACCUUCCUCGUCGAUUUGAGUGCUUCGAUGCGUGGUGACCCAUUCCAAGACAUGUUGAGAACACUUCGUAUGGCAGUACAAAACCUCCGUGGUAUGAAUGUACGUUUCAAUAUCGUUCAGUUUGGUGAUAUUUACGAUUGGCUCUUUGCUGAAAAUGUUGCACCGACCGAUGCCAAUCUCCAGAUUGCAUGGAACCAUAUCAACACCAAGUUGCAACCAAGCUAUGGUGGUACACAACUUUUACUGCCACUAGAGUCACUCAUCCUUCUCUCUUCCAAUGCCACACCCACUCGUCCAAACAAUAUUAUACUCUUGUCCGACGGUAAUGUCUCUAACGAAUCGACAAUCCAACAAUUGGUCAAGCGUGCAUCAUCAUUUUGUCGUAUCUUUUGUUUUGGUAUUGGUGAGAAUGUAUCUCGUCACUUUAUCAAAUCGAUUGCUCGUUUGGGUGCAGGUCAAUCAGAGUUUAUCACACCAAACAAACGUCCAUCGGCCAAAAAGAUUAUCGACCAACUGCAACGUUGUGUCCAACCGGCAAUGAGCAAUGUCUGCGUCAAGUUUGACUCUACCGACAAGAUUGAACAGUCGCCAUCAGUGAUCACAUCCAUUUUCCGUCAACAACGUCAAGUGAUCUAUGCAUUCUCGGGUAUUUGUACACGUGCCACACUCACCUGUCAAGCACCUGGCGGUGGUCUGCUCACCAACACUGUCCACACACCAGAGAUUGGAUUUAUUCGUGGCAGUUUGAUUCACAAGUUGGCAGCUCGAUCCAUGAUCAGAGAGUACAAUGACGGAUCGUACAGUGAAAACAAAAUACAACACGAAAAGAUUAAACUUGCCAAAAAGAGUGAUGUCAUUGAUCUAUCGAUUCGUUACUCGAUCGUCACUCAAUUCACUUCGUUUGUAGCCGUAGAGAAACGUGAAAAGAAUGAACAACCACUCAAGAAUGCACCACCACUCAAAGAGAUUGUCGAUCAAUACAAGGUUGACGCACUACCAUACAUCCCCUUCCAAGAUGAGCAUGAUGCCGGCAAUGGUGUCGACAAUGAAUCCGAUCCAACCAUGCUCACCAAACGUCAACAACUUGAGAAUCUCAUCGAGGAGAGUAAAGACAAUAACCAAACACUCCGUAUUUUCCAUCAAAUAGCAGAUACUUUUGGUGAUUUCAAUAAUAGAGAAAUCAAUCUAUUGGCCGAAUCAAUUGAUUCAUUCCUCACCGUGACUCAAUCAAAGAUUAACAAACAAGUGCCACAACCCACCACCCCGUCAUCCAAACCAGCCACCCCAUUGGCUCUCAACAAGUUAAAGAGAGAAAAGCAAAAGGCAAUCGACGAGUUAAACUAUCAAUCUCAAUCUAUUCUAAGAUUGAUUGAUUCAUCAUUGACCAAGUGUACCAUUCAAGAACAUGCAAUUGUUUUGUUGGAAAAGAAUGCUGAAAUCAUGGAUGCAUUGUCCAAUGUCGAGAGUAAUGACAUUUCCAGAAAGUCGGUCAUUGAAAAGACAAAAGAGAUUUUCGAUCGUGCCCUUGGCAAGUCUCAACAAUGUCUACCUCCCAAUUCCACAGUCCAUCUACGUCUUGUUAAAAAGGUAGCCACCUUUUAUAAAAAGAUUGGAAAACCGGAAACAGCCAUUCAAUUGGCUAAAAAGUCAUUUGACGAUGCAAUCAGUGAAUUGGAUACACUUUCAGAGGAUAGUUAUUCAGAAUCGACACUCAUCUUGCAAACUAUUCGUGAUGAUCUAACAGAUUGGACACAAGAGGAAAAUGGACCAACAACAUUGAUCAAUCUAACACCAUCUAAAAAGAAACCACAACAGUCUUCAACAGAGAUUGAUCUCGAUCAACCAACACCAUCUAAAAUCAAUCAAUGGUCAAUUGUUGGUGGUGCUACAUUGGACAGUUAUCUUGUUACACCAGAGAAACCAAAACAAAGUUGGUCUGACAUUAUGGAUGAAGAAGAUGAACAUGACAUGAGAUAUGGCGAAGGCGGUGAAGCUGCUCCAUAUGAUAAUUCUUGGGGUGGUGGUGGUGAAUUAUUAGCUCCUAAAGCAAAAUUCAAAGAAGUACUCGAAAAGAAAAAGUGUAAAAAGGAGUCGAAGCCAUCUUUGAAAGAAGAUAGAGGUGGGGCAGUCAGAUCAAGAGAAUCUCGUAUUGUUUCACAUGACUAUGCUCAAAGUUUCGGUUCAUAUGCUCCACGUGAUGAUGCCCCAACUUAUUUACCAACUUAUUCAAGUUAUGAACCAAGUUAUGAACCAAGUUCUCCAAGUUAUGAACCAACUUCACCAAGUUACUCCCCAACUUCUCCAAGUUACUCCCCAACUUCACCAAGUUAUUCACCAACUUCUCCAAGUUACUCAGCUGCAGGUAAUCUAUCAUACUCUGCAAGUAGUUCAUCAUUUUCAAGUUCAAUGUCAGCAGGUGUACCUACAACAUUGUUUGGAGCUACAUCAGUACCAUUGGGAGGAAUGUUUGUCCAACCAGCUGCCAGAUCAUUUGGUGGCAACGGUAUGAUACACCUACCACGUGGUAAAGCUUUGGUUGGAGGACCACCACCACCACCACCAACAACAAGUGCCCCUCCAAGACCAACUCUAGCCCCCAUCACCAAGUCUGCUCCACCUCCACCACCACCACCAGGCAAUGCACCACGUGGUGCUUCUGCUUUUGGUGCACCACCACCUCCACCACUACCAAGUGCUCCUAGACCACCAAGUGCCCCUCUAGCUGCUCCACCUCCACCAGUACCAGGCAAUGCACCACGUGCUGCUUCUUCUCUCUCUGUUGCUGCUGUUAAUGAAUCAGAAAAGCAAUCGUCUCUACUUGGUGCUAUUAAAAGUGGAUUCGCAUUGAAAAAGACAUCUGAACAAGUCAAAAAGGAGAUAAUGAAAGAGGAAGCAAAGUCUGAUAUGAUGUAUACUCUUGCAAGUGCUCUAUCGAGAAGAAGACUUUCGUCGGCACUCAUUGAAGAGGAAAAUAAUGCAGAUCAAGACGACGAUGAAGAAUGGGAUGAUGAUUCUGGUUUGGCAUAUAUGACAGAUUACCCUGAACCUGUAGCCGAAGAAAAAGAAAGAUCAUACGACCGAAAGACCAUCAUAUCAACACCUUAUGCUGCUGAUGAUGAUGAUUCUUCAGAGGGCGACAUGGGAUUCGAUCUAUUUGGCGAUUAUCCAGCUGAACCUAUUGUUGUCAACAAACCAGCAGCUACUACUACCUCUUCUUCUUUUGCAACCACCUCUACUUUACCAAUGGCUGGAAAAAAGAUGUUGGCCAAACAAGUAGUGCAAGAAGAAGAGGAACAAGACAUGGGUUUCGCAGAUGGUGACAUGUUUGACUUUUUCUCAUCAACUCCAGUUGCCAGUGCUGCUGCUGCCAUUGCUAGCUCCUCAUCAUCAUCAUCAUCAUAUGCUAAGAAAUCUGUGGUGAGAUAUGAAGAAGAAGAAGAAGAAGACGAUGGAGCAAUGGGAUUCGGUCUAUUCGAUUAUGAAGCUCCAACUCCUGCUCCUGCUCCUGCUCCUUCUCCUGCCCCUGCCCCACCUGUUAGUAGAGCCCCUCCUGCUCCUACCUCUCGUCCUAAUUCAGUUACUUUGGCUCCUAUCUCUAACCGAUCUUUUGAUAUUCCUUCAGGUGCUUCAUCUAUUAGUUCGCUUCUCUCGAGUACUUUUGGAUCAUCUGCUGCUGCUGCUGACAAAUCAAUGCCAGCUCCCAAACCAAGUGGAAUGAUGAGAAUGAUUCCACAACAACAACAACUACAAGGACAACAACUAGUACUACAACAACAACUACAAGGACAACAACAACAACCACAAAAACUACAAAAGCAAUUUUAUUAUCAACAAGCACAACCACAACAGGCACCAUCUCCACAACCACAACAACUAUCAGCUCUACAACAACAACAAGUACAACAUUAUCAACAACAACUACAACAACAUUCACAACUUGAACUACUAGAACAAAUCAAUGGCAACAAUAACAAUAACAACAUGUACAAGAACACAAACGUGAACAAUAAUAUUGAGAUGUCUAGAACUCUACCAUCGUUCCUUUCAAUGUUUGACUCUAGAGAAAAGAAAGCACAAGAUAUGGCCCCACCCAAAUCCGAACUUUUAAGUACUGGUACUUCAGCCUUUAGGGACUCAUUCUCAAGUAAAGGUGGAAGAGGAGGUUCUGCAAGUGCGUCAGCAAAGAGAAAAUCAUCUCGUGGUAAGGACACAACCAUCACUCAUUGUGGUUCAGAAACAGUUAGUGGUGGUACAGUAGAGACACUCAUCCAAGUAGUAGAUAGUCUAUUGUCUAAUGGAAUCAGAUGGAAAAAGAAUGUUAUACUUCCAUUGAUUGGUAUCUCUGAAUCUGAUAGUUUUAUCGUCAAACAAGGUGGUGAAGAAAGAAUACUUGGUCAAUUAGUAAUGCUCUUUUUGAUUCUUCUAAAGGACAAAUCGAAUCAAGCAGAAAAGCUACUCCAUCAACUAUCACAAAUCUACAGUUACCCAUCAACCAAUUCUCAUUCUCCAAUCUAUCAAUGCCUUUCUCGUAGUACUUUUGUUCAUUUAUUGGAAAUAUAA
Molecule: messenger RNA, 7515 nt
Organism: Cavenderia fasciculata
Lineage: Eukaryota; Evosea; Eumycetozoa; Acytosteliales; Cavenderiaceae
Product: type A von Willebrand factor domain-containing protein
Exons: 3
Coding region: 1-7515 (2504 amino acids)
Biological process (GO): transcription by RNA polymerase II
Molecular function (GO): actin binding; DNA binding; NAD+ poly-ADP-ribosyltransferase activity
Source: RefSeq, a predicted model, not a curated record